This is a messenger RNA of Condylostylus longicornis, 861 nucleotides long. It is a transcript of the gene MED20, whose product is annotated as mediator of RNA polymerase II transcription subunit 20. The transcript has a single exon. Bases 160 to 861 code for a protein of 233 amino acids. The record is from RefSeq and is a predicted model, not a curated record. Gene Ontology annotation, cellular component: mediator complex. Gene Ontology annotation, molecular function: transcription coactivator activity. Gene Ontology annotation, biological process: regulation of transcription by RNA polymerase II. NCBI's taxonomy places the organism in Eukaryota, Metazoa, Arthropoda, Insecta, Diptera, Dolichopodidae.
UAUGAUUUGUUUACUUACUGGUUGUUUGAUAGAAUAAAAAAGUUGAAAAAUUAUAGUUGUUUGGAAUUAGGAGCAAAUAGAAAGUGCUUACAGAAAUAAAAAACACAUUUUAUUUUUUUCCGAUUAUUUUCUUAUUUCUCAAGUAUAUUUAAUUGUGAAAUGGGCGUUACAGUACUUCAUCCAUAUGCCAUACCAGAAGGGAAAACCGGAUCGCAAGCAAUGGAACAAUUGACAAAACGUUUGGCCGCUUUGGGAGCAAUCCAUAGUGGACAAUUUAUUGUUGAUUGCGAAACGUAUAUACUUCCACAAUCGUUAAAAUCAGUUAACGUGUUGCACAAUUCAGAAUAUCCAGCAUCAACAUUUUCCAUUUUAGACAAUGGGACUAAACAAAUUCCUUUAGUAGCUGAUCAUUUAUUCGAUUUACUAUGGAUGAAAAUUACCUCUUCGCAUUUUUCCAAAAAACAAACAAUUGUUGAAUCAAAAGGGAGUAGAUUUGUAUACGGUGACUUUUUAAUUAAAUUAGGAAACGUAACAAUGAUGGAAAAUUUCAAAGGAAUUUUGAUUGAAGUUGAAUAUCGUCCUUGUUUGGUACCAUGUAAUUGUUGGGAAAUUAUACGAGAACUGCUACAAGGAUUCCUUGGUCAAAAUAUACCAGCAAAUAUUCCUUCUUAUUUUACACAACCUGUUGGAGGAAACAUGAAUCUAAUGAAUGUUCAUCCUGGGCAAAACGUGAUGCAAAAACAAAAUGAAAUAUAUCAACCCAUAGACACAAUUUGUCAGUAUUUAGAACACUUUAAUAACUUCAGAAAACAAACAUCUAUGAGUAAUAUGCAUAUGGGACAAAAUACACUUCGAAUGUAA